Messenger RNA from Elgaria multicarinata webbii, 1689 nucleotides. RefSeq names its product regulator of G protein signaling 16 (gene RGS16). The coding region runs from base 49 to 615 and encodes 188 amino acids. NCBI's taxonomy places the organism in Eukaryota, Metazoa, Chordata, Lepidosauria, Squamata, Anguidae. The record is from RefSeq and is a predicted model, not a curated record. The transcript is spliced from 5 exons.
AUCCCAGUUUACACAGACAUAGGCAAAGCAUCCAUCUGUUUUCUCAGCAUGUGUCGGGGUUUAGCUGCACUUCCUGCCAGCUGCUUGGAAAGAGCCAAGGAGUUCAAGACCCGUUUGGGGAUCUUGCUUCAUAAACCAGAGUUUGGACAUAAAAUUGGGAACCUGAGCCGGGGCACAAAACAGAGAUACACCUUGGAAGAAGUGCUUGGAUGGAAGGAGUCUUUUGACCAUCUGUUGAGAAGUAAAAGUGGGGUGGCAGCAUUCCACAGCUUCCUUAAAACAGAAUUCAGCGAAGAGAAUCUGGAGUUCUGGCUCGCCUGCGAGGAGUAUAAGAAAACUCGCUCAAAAGCAAAGCUGGCAGCCAAAGCCAACAGGAUCUUUGAGGACUUUGUUCAAAAUGAGGCCCCCAGAGAGGUGAACCUUGAUCAUGAAACCAGAGAGGCAACCAGGAGGAACCUCACUGUCGCCACUAACGCUUGCUUCGAAGAAGCCCAAGCCAAAACCCACACCUUGAUGGAGAAGGACUCCUAUCCUAGAUUUCUGAAAUCUGCCUAUUACAAAGACCUGACAGAACAAGCGACUACCCACAGAACAGGCAAGCCCACGCACACCUGAGCCUGCCCAUGGUCAUCGCUUGGAACUGUGUUGGGGAACAGAGACGCAGAGCGGAACAAGAGCAGCAGGAGCCCGAGAGGGAGGUGCUAAGAGCUUUUGGCUGGCAGAGUUUGGGCUGGGGCUUUAUCCUGGCCAGGAUGCCUGGGACCUCAAAUGCUUCCAUGCACCCAGAAGCUCUACUGGAAAAAAAAGAAGACCCUCCCUUGUGCCUCAGAAGGGAGGCUGUGAGGGAAGGAAACAGGAGUUCACCUGAAAAGUACUGGAGACCAUUGUGCAAGGAGGAACCUGUUCUCCAGAUAAGGAGGAGGAAAGCAGAAGAAAAGUGAGAACUGAGUGACAAAUAACCAGGAAGGUUGAAUUCCCCCCUCUAAAACCAUUUACCACUCGCUGCUGAAUGUUGUGUGUCAGUGUGCCCAUCCACCAGCGAAAGCCCCCGUCUGCUCUCUGAAGCCAGUCUCUGCACCUACAAACAUGGACCGCAACUUGUACAUAGCACACGGGCGUGCCAUUUCCGCCUGCUGCAUGUCAGCUCCAGAAGCCCACAGCUCUCUGCAUGUUUGUACACUGACUGGCUGGAUGUUCCACGGCUUAGCAACCUUAACAGCACUGGCCUCUCUGCCUACGGACCCAGAGAGGAAGGCUGCAUCUGCUUUGCGUCAACUGCAUUCGUAAAUCUCCGGCUUCUGCCAAUUCCUUCCAAUGACAUCUGCAGAAGGCACCUGGACUCGGUGUAUUGUGCCUCUCUGAACAUUAUAUGCAACCUUGGGUGAUCUGCCCCAUUUUUAAAUUAUUUAUUUAUUAUUAUUAUUAUUAUUUAUUCAGAUAGGGCAUUAGAUGAACACAGCACUUUAGAAGCAGGUGCUAUGGACAAGUCAUUGCAGCAGGGAGCCUACAAUUGAAACUGGACUUGUUACUGAUUUUGCAGCAUUUAAAAGUGCCCUAGCACGAGAGGUAAAAAAUGAGAGAGGAAGACAGGGCUAAGAUCAGCCUUGAAAAUAUGCAUCCAUAAAAAUUAUUAAUCAACAAAAAUGUCUACUGCCCCACAUAAUCAUUUGCGGCACAUUUGACAGCCUG